This is a messenger RNA of Pieris brassicae (large cabbage white), 6018 nucleotides long. RefSeq names its product thyroid receptor-interacting protein 11-like. Gene Ontology annotation, biological process: endoplasmic reticulum to Golgi vesicle-mediated transport; Golgi organization. The record is from RefSeq and is a predicted model, not a curated record. Bases 141 to 4673 code for a protein of 1510 amino acids. Lineage: Eukaryota; Metazoa; Arthropoda; Insecta; Lepidoptera; Pieridae. Gene Ontology annotation, cellular component: Golgi apparatus. Gene Ontology annotation, molecular function: small GTPase binding. The transcript has 9 exons.
ACUAGUUUUUUUGCCAACUGUACGGUGUAUUGUCAAUUACAAAAUAAUGCAAUUUAUUUAUUGUUUACAUCUUUUUGACGAGAAAAAAACAUCAACACUGGAUUGUUAGUAAUGCGUACAUCUUACAAUAUAAAUUAAAUAUGUCGUGGCUUAAUCUAAAUCAAAGCCUGAGCAGUAUAAAAGGACAAAUCACGAAUUUUGCUACGGAAGUUCUAACUGAGGCUGUCGGACCCCUUAAUGAAGAAGAAGCUUCUCGAAAUGAUUCAAUAACUAAUGAUUUGCAAGAAAAAUGUGAAAAACAAGAGCUUGAGAUUGCAACAUUAAGGAAGCUGAACGAUGAACUUCAAACUUCCUUGCAAUCUGAGAGACUCUCAAGAAAAAAUGGAGUCAAAGAAGAAGAAUCCAACUGGUAUUGGGAUCCACCGCCUCAGACCUCGAAACCUUUUGACCAUGAAUUGGAAAAACAAUAUAAAUUACAAAUUCAAGCAUUACAAGACGAAAUAUCCUCCGUAAAAGAUCGGGUCGUCCAUGAUAGUAGAUCUGAUAACGACGAGGAACUGAACAGGCUUCGCGAAGAAAAUAAAAACCUCACGAAUAGCUUAGAAGACUUGGAUUGUCAACACCAAACAGCUAUGGAAAAACUUCUGUCCCUUAAAAAAGAGUUACAGAAAAAUUUUGAACUUCUAAAGCAAGAACAUGAAGAAAUGAAAUUUGCCAAUGUUCAGUAUUUGGAAGAUAACAAACGUUUACUUGUGCAAUUAAGCGAUAGAGAUAAAGAGAUAGAGAAUAUAAAAACUUCGCACACUGAUUAUGAAACGCUACAUCAUAAAUACCAAAAUUUAGAAAGAAUACACAGCUUACUAAGAGAGAAUGCAGAAAAGUUUCAAGAAGAAAACCAAGAGCUACAUGAAGAGGUGUUUAAGUUGCAAGAGCAAGUUACAAAAUUAGAACAUGAUAUUGAAGUCAUCUCGAAAGAAACGGAAAUGUCUGAAACGGUUCCUAAAAUAAAAUACGAAGAACUUCAGAAAAAGUUAUACGAAAUGCAAGAAAGGCGACCAACCAAUCAAGAUAAUUUAGACGAAAUAAACAUCGACGAUAACGCAAAAAGCGUCAUCGAAACCCUGAAACGUGACAUCACCGAUUUAAAACGUAAAUUGGCAGAACGUGAAAAUACUGAGGUAAUAGAUAAUAAAAUGAUUAAGCCCGAAAAAAUCAUGCAGCUUUAUAAUCGCUAUGUUAAUUUUGAUUUACCAGUUGACUAUGUUGGGGAGAUGCCAUCUGUAACAGACAAUAUAGUAUUGUUUAAAUUGGAAAGUGUAUUUAAAACUAUUAACGCGUUUAAAAAAGAAAUUGAAACGUUAGAACAAAAAAUAUCAGAGAAGAAGCUUAACAUUAGUCAAUUAAAGACGCAAAUGGAAGAUCUGACUGCGGAAAAUGAAUAUCUGACAUCAGAUAUCCAGCAUUUUGAAACUGAAUUAGAUGAAAUGAAGAAGAACAACGAUUUUCUCAUUUCCGAAAUAGCCGCCCUUAAAAAUACUUCCAAACUUGAACCAAUAAUAGAGACACACGAAGAUAAUUUGGUUAAGUUAGAAAGUGAAUUGGCUGAUUGUAAUCAAAUUAAUAAGACAUUUGAAUCAGAAAUAAUGAGAGUAGAAAAGGAAUUGUUUGAAGUAAAGUCAGAAAAAAUCAUUCUACAAGAAAGUUUAAAUGAUUUGCGGCAGAAAUAUACAUCAAUGAUAAAUGAAUUAGAAACUUGCAAAAAUGAUACGAAGGCAGUGGAAGAGCUUGAAAACAGUACUAACGUUACACAAAAUGCGAAACUCUUAAAAGCAUGUGAUGAUAUUGAUGAUUUUAAAAAACGAUUAUUGAAUGCUACUUCAAAGAACGAACAACUUGCUAUUGAUUUACAUAUUGUUGAGAAUGAUAAAGUGUUACUUACAAAGGAGGUAGACGAAUUAAAGAAUGCGUUAGCGGAAAGGUCUUCUUCAAAUAAAGAGUUAGAAUCUUUAAAAGCUGUUUUAGACCAUAAGUUAAAAGACGUUGAAAACAAAUUAGAUGCCAUGAUAAAACAUAAACAAGAUCUAGAGAAUGAAAACUUCGAGCUAUUGGAAAAAGUGAAACUAUUGGAGUCAGAAAAGAAAAAUCAGGAGGAUUUUGAGAACACGCUUAAACAAAAUAGUCAACUAUCGCUUGAUAUUGAGGACCUGCACAAAAAAAACUCAAAUCUUUUACAACACUUGAAUGAACUACGUAAUGAAAUUACACUUCUAGGACAGGAAAAAGAUGAUCUAAUCAAUGAGAAUAACUCACUUAAACAAAAUCAAGUUAUUGAAACUAGUAAUCUUUCAGAGCUGAAGAAAAUAACAAAUGCACUGCAGAGUAAAACUGAUGAAUUUAACAGAUUAAGUAAUGAGUACUUAGCGCUCAAGAAAGAAAAUAGCAAUAUCCUUGAAAAUAAGGCGCACGUUGAAACAGAGUUGGCUAAAGCUGAUGUUAAAAUUCUACACAUGCAAGAAGAAUUUGAAAAAUUAAUAUCUGACUUAAACGUAAAAGAUUCUAUUAUUGAUUCAUUAAAUAUAAGUUUGAAUCAGAAUCAAGUCACGCUGUCUACCCUCAGUCAAAAUGUUGCCGAUUUUGACGGUAAUAUAUCGAUUAAAAAUGCAGAAAUUGAUCGACUACAGAAAUCUUUGCAGAACGUUACAGACAACCUAAAUAAAACAAUUGAGAACUCAAACCAUAGCCACGAAGAGCUUAAAAAAUUACAUUCUGAAAAAGAAGACAUAAAUAAACAAAUAUACACUUUAAAUGAUGAAAUCAUGGCCAAAAAUUCGGACAUAACGAAAUUAACUAGCCGUCUUGAAGAACUUGAUAAAGUGAACACACAGAACAAAUUUAAUUUAGAUAAUAAAGAUAAAGAAAUCAAAGAGCUGCGGCAAUCGAUUGUUGAAUUAACUGAUAAAAUCAAUUUAGAUACAACGACCGUUCAUAAUGAUGUAUAUGCAAAAUUGCUUGAAGAUAAAGUAAGUACUGAGAACAAAUGUGCUGAACUGAACAGCAUCUUAACGACAAAAGAAAAUGAAUUAUCAGAAUUAAAUCAGAAGCUUAUUUCAUUAGAAAAUACGUGUGCGGAAUAUAAACUAAAUAUCGAUAAAGAAACAGCUGAAAAAGCAGAGUUAAUAAGUCUUGUAAACCUUAAACAUAAUGAAAGUCUUCAAUAUCAUGCAGAAAUACAGCGUUUAAACCACGUUAUUUUAGAACAAAAUACUGAAUUCAAAAGAAUAUUUGAAGAAAAAGAUGCAUUAAUUAAAAAUCAAACCGAGAGUUGUCAUAACUGUGAGAAAUUACUAGGCACAAUUAAAGAGAGAGACGAAGCCAUAGUAUCGUUGAACCAGUCAUUAAUCGAUUACGAAAGAUUGAAGGCAGAAUUAACAACUGCUACAGAAACGAUGCGUACUUUAACUCAGAAUUGCGAAGAUUUGGACAAAAGCUUAACUAUUCAGUUGGAGACCGUAAGGAAAUUGACAGCAGAAAAUACACAGUUGUCAGAAAAAGAGCAAAACUCGACGCGGGAGUUGGAGCGCUUACGUCAUCACCUGAUGGAGACAGAGGAGAGUUACACACAGGAGCUGAUGAUAUCGGAGCAGAAGCUAACGGAGUGUCAGACGAGAUUACACCAAGUUGAAGAUCGGGCGAAGCAGACAAGCACGGUAUAUACUAGCAAUAGCAUUCGAGCUAAUCAAGAAGUCGAGACCCUUAGGAAUCAAAUCAAACUAUUAGAAAAGCAACGAGAGGAUGUUCAGUCCAGGUUAAGUGAUGCCGAUGACGUGAGAAGUCGGAGUGAAGCGGCACUUACGAACCUUCAAGUGGUCUUAGAACAAUUUCAAUUAGACAAAGAACGAGACAUACACGCUGAGACCGAGCGAAUAAGAAAUAAAAUGGAUGAUAUUAGAAGAGAAAAUCAGGGUUUACAAGAUGAAAUUGGUCGGCUCAAAGCUAAAUUGGAAGAAUCCAUCGCUGGGCUACAGGCGGCAGCUAGGCUUGGAGAUCAGGUGGAAACUAAGACAGCUCAAAUUAAUGAUUUGAAAGAACAAGUACGUACAUUACAAACGACUAUAACGGCGGCAGAGGAGCGAUACUAUAACGCAAUAUCGAACCAGCAGGACAAGGUCGACAAAAACCUUGUGAAGAACCUGGUCAUUAAUUAUGUGCUUACCGCGGGGCAAAAUAAUUUAAACAGGACACAAACAUUACGCAUCCUAUCAACAGUUCUAGACUUUAACAAACAGGAAUGCGAGAGGCUAGGCCUGGUCAAAUCCAGUACAGCACCAGAUAGUCUAGCUGCUGAGUUUGUAAAGUUCUUGCAAAACGAGUCAAAGCCCCGGCCGCCUUUACCGGAUAUUAUGAGCAUGCAGGCUCGAAGCACUACACCGAGUACGUCGAGGAAAAGCUCGACUAUUGGUCCACACCCAGUCUUCGAUCUCGGACACAGGCGAAAUCCAUCAACAGGCUCCAACAACCUCCUAUUCCAGAAUUUAGAUUCUGCGGAAACAUCCUCGCAGAAAUCUGCCGAAUCUGAAUCCAGGGUUAUACAACUAACAACGUUGGAUACAGGAAUAAACCAAACCAGAAAUAAUGAGGGAGCCAUUCUGAAACAUGUUUUGAAGGAUAUAUAAUGGAAAUGAGAAAGUUUGGCAAUAGUCGUCCUUAUUUCAAUAUGGGUGGUUUUGGACAAGAAAAAUAAGGGUAAAAAACAGAGUUUCCAUGUUCACUUGCCAUCAGAACUAAAGUAAUUUUCAAAGUCGAGACUUACCUACUAUGACUAUGUGAAACUCCAUACGGGAGCAAUACUGAGGGGUAGGUUACGACUUUGUUUUUUACAGUUGUCCGAGACUGUUAUUUGUUAUAUAAUAAACCUAGCAUUUUACCACACGAAUAACAGUACUGUAGAAAUGUUAAUUCGCUUCAAAAGUUGCACCGAAGUUUCUCGAAGAUCUAUAACACUUCUGUAUAGUCGGUAAUGUCAUAGUUUAAGAAUACAUGAAACGCUUAUAACUUCGUAAUAUAUAUGAACUUUUUUGGCUGUAACCUGCCCUAUGAUUUCUCAUACAAAUAUUUUACGUAGAUUGAUGUUUGACAUUCAACGCCUUAUCAAAGUCGUUGUGGAGAUCCUUCAAACUCGAGGAUAAAAAUUGACAUUUAACCAAAAACAGACUAGACACUACAUUCAAAUAUGGAACGCGUAGUAACCGCCGUAUAUUUGCAAAUACACUAUUCUGUCAUAAAACCGAAUAUAAUCUGUGUCACUCAAAUUGGUUUAGAAUUACGUUUUUAUGGUAUUGUUAUUCCUUUUUUACGAUUAUAAGAAGAAGUAUGUGAUAACUACGUAUUUCAAAAUGGCGUAAAAGUUCUAAAUACCUUAUCUUUUUUAAAAAUUGCGCCAAGCUUCAUUUCCUUGGACUUAAACGUAAUUUUUAAACAGUCAUAAAGCUUGGAGAUCUCUUUAAAUUAUCUCAUAUUUUUUACGCCAUUUUGUUUUAUAUUAGCAAUAAAUGCGUUCUAUAUUAUUAGAUUGCUAUUCCUUUCAUAGUUUGGAAUAGUUUUGUGUAUUCAAUCAAAAUAUAUUAUGGUAAUGAAUCAUGUAUAUAAUGUCUUAGUAUCUAUUGUUAUUAUCAGAUUAUUAUUUCUAAUUUCUCUUUCUUUGUCACCGACGAUUCGUCUAUAUUAUUUUUAACUACUUGUAAAUUCUAAAGCUUUGCCUUAACAACUUUCGUGAAAAGUACCUUGUAUAUAAUAUUUAUGAGUUGUGCCUUAUAUGUAAAUAGAUAUACAAUUAGCAGAAUUGAAAUAAUUCCGAAGUAUUAUUUUUUUAUUUUAAAAAAUUUAAAUUUAAUUUUCGGCAUUCCCAACAAUUUUUAUUAUUGUAUCUUUUGUUGAAUGAUUCUAUUAUAAUUUAAAGGCAUAAUUUAAUUUGUGAAAUAAUUCUUUUGUUGGUAAUUUUACUGGAUUUUUUGCCAUGCU